This is a messenger RNA of Trypanosoma theileri, 1749 nucleotides long. RefSeq lists its product as uncharacterized. NCBI's taxonomy places the organism in Eukaryota, Euglenozoa, Kinetoplastea, Trypanosomatida, Trypanosomatidae. The record is from RefSeq and is a predicted model, not a curated record. Bases 1 to 1749 code for a protein of 582 amino acids. The transcript has a single exon.
AUGCGCCGCAUUCUUUCAUAUUCUGGGAAAUUGAAUGGACUAGAACCAUUGAUGUGCUCGCAGCGAUUUGUACGUCGAAGAGGAAAAGUGGUAAAAGAAGAAACUGAACAAGUAACUUCAUUUGACCUUCCUUCUUUUCGUGCAGGAAGCAUGUUAGCAGCACCUGAAACUUCCUUAGAUAAUAUUCGAGCAGAAAUAUCUCGCAUGCGUUCAGAUCAAGUAAAGCGUAACGAAAAAGCUAAUGAGAAACCAGUUUCUUCUACACAUAAGGAAGUAUCAUCACUUCAUUUCGGUUUAAGUGAAUUUAUGGAUAAACUUCGUCCAAGUGAAACUUAUUGCAAAGGACAUGAUGUGAUUGAAUGUGUUAAAGCUAAAGAUCGUACUGCUCGAAGACAACUUUUUCAAGAUGCUGAUGAAGUACUACGAAAGAAAAACAAAGAAGAUACUCUUAGAUAUUUACAAUUAGUCUAUGGUCGUAUUGGGUCAUCCCAUCGUGAAGAAGUAAUGGAAACUGUCAAUUUCUUGAUGCAGGAGGUUGAAAAAGAAACGCAACGAAUAGAAAUGGAAUCCCGUGAAACCACAGAAACUAAGGUAUCAUCGUUAAAUGGUAGUGAAAUUUCUCAUUAUGAAGCGAAAGAAAUGGCUUGGGUAAAUAUUUUGUCAAAUAUGCGUGAUGAAGAGUUAAUUAAAUUGUGGAAAUGGGGUUUAUUGGAUUUUGAUACUAUCGAAUCAUUUGUAGUUGCACAAGCACAUGAUGAGGCAUCUGAAAAAAAUUUAGAUCCUGAAGGAAAAGAAGAAGGAAAUGUAUUAACUUCUACUUCUUCUGUAUCCUUUAAUAAUGAAGGAAAGGAGAAAGUAGAAGUAAAGGUAGAAGAAGAAGAAGAAGAAGCAAAUCUUUCAUCAUCUCUUCCCAUUGAGCAAAACAUUGAAGCAUUACAAAAUGUUAGUGAAAUAGACGAGUUAACGGCAACUGUAUAUGAAAAUGCUUUCUUGGGUUUACCUGCCAUUGAUCUUGCACCAGUUAUGCAAAAAGUUCAACUAAAACGGUAUGAAGACAUUUCAGAACGUGAGUUACGUCUUCUGGAACGUUAUGAGGAAGUUAAACAUACGAUUAAACUCCCAAAGAACGUUACUUCUACAUCUAAUCCGGAAACAUCUGAUAAAGAUAGUGAAAUUAAAAGUGAAGGUGAAAAAAAUGAUUCUGUAUUAUUUUCAUCUAAAGAUAAAUCUUCUGUCAAUAAAAAGGUAGAAUUGACUAAAAUGGAAGUAACUGACGCUAUGAUAGAUCGAGCAUUUUCUCCAUCUAAUCGUUUUUUACAUGCUGUUGCACGUUAUGACGAUGCACUUCGUCAAUCCUUUGAAGGUAUGGAACGAAUAAAACGUCGUGCACUUUUAGAUCCUGUAUUUCAGGCAGCAGUAGAAGAAGCACAUAGAUGGGAGGAAUUAUCAGUCCAACCGUAUCUUCACAACGAUGGUACAACAAAUUUAACAUCUGCAGCUGCAGAAAGAAUAAACAAAAAGCAGCGUCGACUACAUCGUACAAGUGGUGUUAGUAGUGCUCCUCUUCUUGGAGGUCCGUUUGCUAAACCGCAGCAUGCGGCAGAUAUUCCUUUUUUUUAUGGGAAUGUUCGCAGCUUUGUCCCACCACGGGGACGAUAUAACAUGCCAGCUCCACAGUUAUCCCGCGAAGAAGCUUCUCAGCUUCGAAGCGCAAAGCGGAAGAAGUCACGAAUGCGCUAUCACAAGUAA